This is a messenger RNA of Solanum verrucosum, 806 nucleotides long. RefSeq lists its product as uncharacterized. The transcript has a single exon. The record is from RefSeq and is a predicted model, not a curated record. NCBI's taxonomy places the organism in Eukaryota, Viridiplantae, Streptophyta, Magnoliopsida, Solanales, Solanaceae. Bases 55 to 654 code for a protein of 199 amino acids.
AUUCUCAAUUUACAUUUUGCAAAGAACUAAAAAAAUCCAGAAAUUUUCUCUAAAAUGGGCAUUGUUUUCGGAAAGAUCUGUGUUGAAACACCGAAAUACAAAUCAAUUCAAUCUACAGCAGAUUACGAAAUCCGCAAAUACCCAGCAGCUGUUAUAGCACAAGUCACAUACGAUCCGAUCCAGUUCAAAGGCGACAAAGACGGUGGAUUCAAACUACUAACCAAUUACAUCGGCAUAUUCGGUAAUCCCCAAAACUCAAAUCCUGAAAAAAUCGCGAUGACAACCCCUGUAAUCACCAAAUCGUCUGAGAAAAUCGCGAUGACUACACCGGUGGUGACUAAGAGCGAUGACGGAGAGAAGAAUACGGUGACUAUGCAGUUUAUUUUGCCGGCGACGUAUACGAAAGGUGAAGAGGCACCGAAGCCGUUGGAUGAGAGAGUGGUGAUUGUAGAAGAAGGGGAAAGGAAGUAUGGGGUGGUGAAGUUUGGUGGGACUGCAAGUGAUAAAAUAGUGAAAGAAAAAGUGGAGAAUUUGAAGAAAUUGUUGGAGAGAGAUGGGUGUAAGAUAAUUGGGGAAUAUGAAUUGGCUAGGUAUAAUCCGACAUGGAUAUUGCCUCCAUUUAAGACCAAUGAAGUUAGGAUUCCAGUUGAGUGAAGCUGAAACGUAUUGUAUAUGAGCUGUAUACUUUGUAUAUCAGACUCUAUUAAGUUUGGGAGCGUGUACUAUUUCAUUGCCUGCUUUAUAGUGUGUUAUAUCGAAUUUAUUAUGUAGUUCUUGCUUAUUUGCUUUUAUUAAUAGAGAUCCAA